This is a messenger RNA of Phacochoerus africanus (Common warthog), 4742 nucleotides long. It is a transcript of the gene ARHGAP11A, whose product is annotated as Rho GTPase activating protein 11A. The record is from RefSeq and is a predicted model, not a curated record. The coding region runs from base 749 to 3805 and encodes 1018 amino acids. Gene Ontology annotation, biological process: signal transduction. Lineage: Eukaryota; Metazoa; Chordata; Mammalia; Artiodactyla; Suidae. The transcript is spliced from 12 exons.
CUUUCGAGCCUGCCUUGGAACUGAGGGAGUACGGGCCCGCAGAGGCUGCGGGUAUCUAAAGAGGCGGUGGGAGCGGAGGCAUGAGAAGAGACGCUUGACUUCAGUGAGGGCGCAAUGAUGUGCUGGUCGCGGGUCGCAGGAAGGCUGAUGGGGGAGGGAAGGAGCAGCCUGUGAAACGGGGUGACGGCGGCGACCAGCCCGGGCGGGGACCGGGACUGGAGGAGGCCCCCAAGCCGGCUGGUCCGGCGGCUGGGCUAGGGUUGGGGGGAGCGGGGCCAAAGGGACGGACGCCCAGCCGAGCCUGCUGGGGCAGAAGGGGCAAAAAGGGUCGUUUUUACAGCUCAGAGAUAGAAAAGGGCAAAGGAAGGCUUGGAGGAAAGUAGCCGGAAGUAGUGAGAAGCUGGUAACAGGCGUGGUACAAGGAGCCGAAAGGAUUAGGGAGAAAGGAGCGAGGUCUCUGUAAGUAGCUGAAAGGGUCGAGUGACAAGAAAGAAGGCCGGUGUAAGUGAGGGAAAGGUGAGGUGUGGCUAGGUCAAAGGGCUGGGAGAAGACCGUCGGUGGAAGUGUGUAAAGGAUCAAGGAAGAAGCCGUGGAAGUGGCUGGGGUCCGGGACCGGAAGAGUGCCAGACGUGGCCGGGAGGCAGCGGAGCUGAGAGCAAAACUGAGAGGGUUUGGAAAUUGGAAGACUUGGUGGCGAGCGAGGGUCAGGCCUGACAUCCCGCCUCGGAGAGUGGGCGACGUGUUCGGGAUGUGGGAUCAGAAGCUGGUGCGGUUGGCGGUGGUACAGCAGCUUCGGGCUGUCUAUGGCAUUAAAGUCAAGGGUGGCCGUGGACAGUGCGAUCGGAGGAGGCAGGAAGCAGCAUCCACGGAAAAAGUGGGUAAAAUAUUUGGAGUACCUUUUAAUACAUUGCCCCAGUCUCUUGUACCAGAAUAUGGACACAUUCCAAGUUUUCUUGUUGAUGCUUGCACCUCUUUAGAAGAGCAUAUUCAUACAGAAGGGCUUUUUAGGAAAUCAGGAUCUGUUAUUCGUCUAAAAGCACUAAAGAAUAAACUGGAUCAUGGUGAAAGAUGCCUAUCUUCUGCACCACCUUGUGAUAUUGCAGGACUUCUUAAGCAGUUUUUUAGGGAAUUGCCAGAGCCCAUUCUUCCAGGUGAUUUGCAUGAAGCACUUUUCAAAGCUCAACAGUUAAGAACAGAGGAGAAGAAUACAGCUACAUUAUUGCUCUCCUGUCUUCUGGCUGACCACACAAUUGAUUUAUUAAGAUACUUCUUUAACUUUCUCAGGAAAGUUUCUCUUAGGUCCAGUGAGAAUAAGAUGGAUAGCAGCAAUCUUGCUGUAAUAUUUGCACCAAAUCUUCUUCAGACAAGUGAAGGACAUGAAAAGAUGUCUGCUAACACAGAAAAAAAGCUGCGAUUACAGGCUGCAGUAGUACAAACUCUUAUUGAUUAUGCAUCAGAUAUUGGGCAUGUUCCAGAUAUUAUCCUAGAAAAGAUACCAGGUAUGUUGGGUAUUGAUGGUCUCUGUGCUACUCCAUCGCUAGAAGGCUUCGAAGAAGGUGAUUACGAAACUCCUGGUGACUAUAAGAGAAAGCGAAGACAAAGUGUAGGAGAUUUUGUAAGUGGAGCAUUAAAUAAACUUAAAUCUAGUAGAACACCUUCUAUUACACCUCAACAGGAAAGAACUGCCCAGCUAUCCGAAUCACCGAUUCUUACACCAAAUGCUAAGCGUAAACUGCCAGUAGAUUCUCAUGGUUUCUCAAGUAAGAAAAGGAGGUCCAUCAAGCACAAUUUUAACUUUGAGUUGUUGCCAAGUAAUCUCUUCAGCAGCAGUUCUACGCCAGUAUCAGUUCACUUUGAUACAAGCCCAGAAGGGUCAUCUCAGGGUUCACUCUCUCCUGUAGCCAUCAGUGGAAACCAUUUGAUCAGUACAGGCAUGCUAAGACGAAGUAAAAGGAUUGCAAGCAAAAAAGUUUGCAGGGUGGAAUCAGGAAAAGCAGGCUGUUUCUCUCCUAAAAUCAGCCGUAAAGAAAAGGUUCGAAGAUCUCUUCGUUUGAAAUUUAGUCUGGGGAAAAGUAGCAAAGAUAGAAAUGCAUGUUCUGGUGUCGAUAGAUCUGAGAAUGUUGGUCGACGACUUGCAAGUCAACAAAGUUUAAAAAACAGGAUUGAAUCUGUAAAAACAGGUCUGCUUUUUAGCCCAGAUACUGAUGAAAGAUUAACAAAAAAAGGUUCAAAAAAGAUCAGUAAGUCUGAGGAAAACUUAUUAACUCCAGAGCGGCCAGGUGGAAAAAGUUACCGGAUGUCUUGGACAGGACCUAGUGGUUCAAGUUUUCAAGAAAUAGAUGGAAAUGAAACUUCUCCAAAAGAUGGAACUCUUGAGGUGGAAAACUCUUCUUUGGAGCCUGAUAUAAUGCUUGAAAAGUCACCUGUUAGCGCCUAUGAGCCCACCCCUUCUAAUGUACACAAUAAGCAUAAUAACAGCAUAACUGGAAGCUCUCUUAGUGGGGAUGAAAAUAACUUGACAACAGAGACUGUGAUGAAAAUUCAGAAAGCAUUUUCUGAAUCUGGUAGUAAUCUUCAUGCAUUGAUAAAUCACGGGCAGUCAUCAUUAACUAAUGUGGAGAAAGUAAAAUUCAGUGAAACAUCUUCUAUUGAAUAUAGCCCAGAGAAAAAUCUAUUUGAAACUAAUAAUUUGACUGUGAUAGAAUCAAAUGAACACCACACAUAUAAAGAUGAAAAUAGUUUUUCAGAAGGAGACUUAUCACUACAUCAAAUGCAGAAAUUGGAUAGCGAAGUCACUAUAAAAUGUUACUCAACUCAGAUGAAGAUAGAGCUAGAAAGCAGCAUUCAUUCACAUAUACCAAAAGAUUACAUAAGCAAGCAAGAAUUGCCCAGCGAUGAACAAAUAAAGCAAGAGUCCCCAGGGGAUACACUAAACACGAAAUUGAAGGAGAAUGAAAAUGUGAUUGAAUUACUGAAAUGCGCAGCUUCUAGGGAGGAUGUGGCUAGCACCUCUUCCUCAGGGCAGCUUACAUGUAACAACGCAAAUGUGUCAAAGCCUAGGCCUGUGAGAAUCGUUAAACAGCAGUCAUUGGUGGAAACAUGUGCUAAAACGGUUUCUGAACGUUUACAAAUGACAGAGCAUGGAAAGGUUUCUGACCAUAUACAGUGGUUUAACAAGCUUUCUUUAAAUGAACCAAAUCAAACAAAAGUUAAGUCACCUCUUAAGUUUCAGCGUACACCUGUCCGUCAGUCUGUCAGAAGAAUUAAUUCUUUGUUGGAGUAUGGUGGACAACCUCCAAGGCAUAAAUUAGCAAGUCUUGGUGACACUGCUUCUCCUCUGGUUAAGUCAGUGAGCUGUGAUAGUGCUCUUCCCUCUCAUAUAGAAAGUACUUCAAAAGACUCGUCUAUUCCACGUACCAAAUCAGGUCCAAAAGAACAGAAGUCUACAUCAUGCAAACAGACAAACACGGACAUGAUUUCAAAAUCAAGCAUGGAGUUAAUUUGUACAUCUUUCUCACAAAUGAAGAGACACCCACACUCUGUGAAUGCUUCUGUUAGAUCUACCAGAGUUUGUAAACAGGAAGUGAUAUCUAAUGGCCAAAUUAAGGUUCCCUUGGAUGAUCUGACGAAUCAUGAUAUAUCAAAAUCUGUUGUAAAUAAUGAUAUGGGCUUUUCCAUUGGCAUAAAUAAUAACAAGAUCCUUAGAAAACCUUCAGAAAAAGAGAGGGUCUGGUAUAAAGGUUCCCCAAAAAAUCCUAUUGGAAAAGCUCAACUACUACCAUCAAGUAAACCUGUAGACUUGUAAUUGGUAAAUGUUACACCUGUCAUUAAUGUAAAUAAAAUUAGAAGUUGAUGAUAUCACUUGCAAGGUAAUCUACACAUUAGUUUGUAGCUCAGAAUGAUUGUUAUAGAUUUUAAUUUCAUUGCACAAACAACUUGAAUUCUUAAGCUUGUAUAAAUGAUGACUUUGUUAUUCUUAAUUAUGGCAAUAUUUGAGCUUUUUAAUUUUUUUGUGAUCUCUUAAAGCAGAGGUUACACUUUUCUUUUUUAAAGAAAUUGUUGAAUGGGUUUAUAAGAAAUUAAUAUUUGAAAAUUGCAUGAACUUUAUUUUUUAACUUGUGAUAGGAAGAAUGGAAUGAGUUGUGCCUAUUACCUGUUACUCCUAAGGCAGACGGGGUUUCCCCAAGAAAUUUCUAACACAGAGAUGAGCCCUGCAAAUCUAAUUUCUCGAAUUCCAUUGAUGUUUAUUUUCUUCAUAAAAAUCCCUAGAAAUGCAUUUGCUUCAAUAGCAUCUUAAUCCUUUAUUCCUUUUGGGGACAGAGUGCUUAGGUUUAUAUUGUCUAUAGUUGUGUAUGCUGUGUUCACUUGAACUAAGAAUAAUGGCUAAUGCAGAAUGAUGAAAAGUAUGCUCAUAUAGUAUGAUGCUGCAGAAGUAACUGAUGACUUUUUAAGCCAUACUGUAUUUUUAAAGUUAAUUUGCACAAGAGAUACAUUUGUAUCUCUUUUGUUCAACAAAAAACUUAAAAUUAUUUAAGGAGGAGUAAUUAAGCUUGGAAGAUUUUAAUCAAGGUGAUUGCUUACCUGCAGAUGCUUGAUUUUAGAAUUUGAAAUGGUUGAUACCCCUCUGUACAUAUACUUUAGAUUUUAACACUUUGGAUUCUUUGAGGAGCCCUGUGAUGGUUUUGUCUUGUGUGUAAAUGUUAUUUAUUUAGUAGAGACAUUAAAGAUAACAUUCUGGAAAA